AUGGGCAGUCGGACUAAGAACCUGGCCACCCGCGCCACCAAUGCCGUGGUCAGCGUCAGCAGCCUGGCCGCGACCACGCUCAAGGACAACGACGGCAGCGGAGCCGGACAGGAUGUCUACACCUUCCACACCGGAGACGGCAGCGUCGCCGACGGCUGGCCCGCCCAGUCCAGCUGGGUCUCCUUCGACGACAUGUGGAAGGCCAACAAGCCCACCAUCAUGGAGUCGUGCACCCAGUUCGGCGUGCCCAACAACUCGGCCAACGAGACCCAGAACCUGUACGACGCGAUCCAGCAGGUGGCCAAGGAGUCCCACCUCGACCACCGGUUCAUCCUGGCCAUCAUCAUGCAGGAAUCCAAGGGCUGCGUCCGCGUGCACACCACCAACUACGGCGUCCGCAACCCGGGCCUCAUGCAGGAUCAUGAUGGCGCCGGCACUUGCAACGACAACGGGGUGGUCCAGAACCCGUGCCCCAAGAACGAGAUCCUCCAGAUGGUUCGCGAUGGGGCCAUCGGAACCGCCGCCGGCGACGGACUGGCCAGUCUGAUCGACCAGCAGGGCAAGACGGACGUCUCCGGCUUUUACCGCGCCGCCCGCCUGUACAACUCGGGCUCCAUCUCCGACGCCUCCAACCUGAACGUCGGCGUCGGCACCGCCUGCUACGCCACCGAUGUUGCCAACCGGCUCACCGGCUGGGUCAACGCCGCCUCCAAGUGCACCCUGAGCUCAUAG
Messenger RNA from Aspergillus aculeatus ATCC 16872, 732 nucleotides. RefSeq lists its product as uncharacterized. Bases 1 to 732 code for a protein of 243 amino acids. NCBI's taxonomy places the organism in Eukaryota, Fungi, Ascomycota, Eurotiomycetes, Eurotiales, Aspergillaceae. The transcript has 2 exons. The record is from RefSeq and is a predicted model, not a curated record.